AUGCAUAUGGUCACCCAGAACUUGGCAGAGCUCUGUACUCUGCUGGUCGACAAUAUCUUCGGUGAGCUGCCUUCGCGCAUAUUUGCUGCCCUCUUAAAUAAGGGCCGUUCCUCGAUCCCGCAACUCGUCCAGUAUACCUCUUUGAACCCCCGCCAACUUCGACAUGGCCUCGUCGUCCUCCUGCAGAACAAUCUCCUGUACUAUCAGAUCGAGUCUGGCCAUGCGAUUUACACCGCGAACUCCGAUGCUGCCUACGCCCUCAUUCGCACCGGGAAGAUACUGGACAUGACAGGCUCUGUGUACGGCGAUGCAGCCAAAGAGGUUAUGCAGAACCUGCUGUCUAUGGGUCAUACCAAAGCCGCUCGUCUAGCGACAGCAGUCAAUGGUGGCAUGCCGACGGAUACGAACGGCGACACGCAACACAAUGAGAACACACACGAAGGUACGAACCACGGCACCAGGGCUGGCUCUCACGUCCAGUCCCUUGAAGAGCUCGACGAAGUGCUAUGCCGUAUGAUACAGGCCGAGCUGGUGUCGGCGGUUACCGAGAACUCAUUUCGCAGCUGGGAGGACACCCGGAAGGCCAUCGAGGAUGAGGUGCGCACCACCUACUUCCCCGGCGGGGUGCGCGGCGCCAAGGGAAAGGAGGAGUUUACAGGAAAAUUGUCCAAAAGGCUCCGUGAAGUGCGCGAUGACCCCUUCAACGUCAAGCGCAAGCUACACACCAAGAUGCAGAUGAACAAGCGGAGGAAGCUGUCGGAGUGGAGCUCUGUCAACGCAGGUCAUGAUGUCGAAGAAGGCGACUUGAUUGUCGAUGGCGACAUUGUCCUUCGCGUGAACUACGAGAAGUGCGACGUGGAGCUCCGAAAUCAGCAGCUCGUCCACUUCGUAUCAGAAUUGUACGGUGAAACUACCGCCGGUGUGUAUGCGACCCUACUGCAGCAGCUGAGCAAGAAGAUAUCGCGGUGUCGGCUCGACCAGGACAUCGAAGCCGAUGACGACGCGUUUGGGAUCGAUGCUAGGAUAUCCACCAACGAGGUCUUUGAGAAGCUCGAUCCUUCCCUGGAUGUAUCCUCAGGCAUUGGCAAGGUCAGCGCCAGCAUGACGGAUCGGAAGAGUGCCAACCGCAUCCAGGAUCAGCCUCUAGGAGUCAAGGUGCUUUAUGAGGAGGCUGAGGUGGCGGGUGAGGCGAGCUCGGACGAAGAGGAUGUUGAAGAAGCAAACGGUCACGCCUUCGAUGAUGACGAAGGCGAGGAUAAGCAUCCCACCACGAACGGUGUCAACGGGAACAAGCAGGGCAAGGUCAAAUUCAAUGAUGCUGGACCCGCGAAGCUUUCUCGCAAGGAGCACUUCCGCCAGCACCUGCUUCUACUGUGCGAGGGCCAAUAUCAAUUCCUGCGACACUGCGCAAUGGAACAAUGGACGGUUGAUUUCGAACCACUGGUGCGGUCUCUGCAGGUGAUGGAGCUAGAUACUGUCAUCCAGCGCAGUGUCGGCCAGACGGGGCUUCGCCUGGUACGCAUCCUGCGCAGGGUGGGAAAGAUGGACGAGAAGACUCUUCCGACGCUUGCAUUGCUACCCAAAGGAGACGUGCAGACGAUUAUGCUCAAGAUGCAGAUGUUGGGCUAUGUCGACAUGCAGGAGGUUCCUCGAGACAACAACAGGACGCCUAGCCGCACCCUGUUCCUAUACUGGACGGAUACCGGUCGUUGUCUCGACCGUGUGCUUGACAACACCUACAAGACCAUGGUUCGAUGCCUGCAGAGACUCGAGGUGCAGCGACAGAUGGAGGCCGACGUAUUAGAUCUUGUCAGUCGGGACGACGUGCGAGGUCGUGAAAAAGAGAUGAUGCAGGAGCGUUACUACAACAGAUUUGUACGAGUGACGGAGGUACAAGAGAAGCUCCUUGCUCAUGUCAUGAGGUUGGAUAAUCUCGUGGGAACACUGCGGGACUUCUGA
This is a messenger RNA of Cryphonectria parasitica EP155, 1959 nucleotides long. RefSeq lists its product as uncharacterized. The transcript has 4 exons. The record is from RefSeq and is a predicted model, not a curated record. Gene Ontology annotation, biological process: DNA-templated transcription. NCBI's taxonomy places the organism in Eukaryota, Fungi, Ascomycota, Sordariomycetes, Diaporthales, Cryphonectriaceae. Bases 1 to 1959 code for a protein of 652 amino acids. Gene Ontology annotation, molecular function: single-stranded DNA binding. Gene Ontology annotation, cellular component: RNA polymerase III complex.